ACUUCCACAACUGCUCUGUUUCUUUAAGAGACCUCGGUUGUUAAGUUGGAAGAUCAUUGAACCAUAUGAGGGUCAAUAAAAAGUCACUGGUUAGUGAUUUGAGUACAAGGAACUGGAUCCUAGUUCAGUAUCUGUGUCCGUAUGCUGCUCGUGAACAAAGGGGGAGCGUUUGAUCCUCAUACUUCCUCGGAAUGGCUUCUGGAAAACUAAUUAAGCUCCUAGUUUUUGAGCUCCUUGAGUUUGCUGCUUUCUCCAUUCCCACACUUGUGACUAUGGAACAGUUUGCCACUGCCUAUCAAAGGACCACGAAUAUGUCUGGGAGAACUUAUUAUUGGCUGAUUGUUUCCUGUUCGAUUGGCUAUGUGGCUUUAGUGACUCUGUUGAUUUGGAUUCCCAUAAAAGUUCUCUUAUACAAGAAGCGUCAUCUUUACAAAAAAGUUAAAGGAUGGAGACCUGUUAUGAUGAUGUGUGUAGUACUCACCACGCUUCCCAGCUUCAGCUUUUCUGUAGCAGUAACUGAGGUUCAAAAGAAUAUUAAUGGUUCCGCUGAUGUCUUACCUGAUACAUUACCUGACCUGGCAGUCUCUCUGGUUCUGACUUCCUUGUUCCUGGUUGAUAUUAUUGAAAAACUGAGGAUAUAUCCUCUUAGAGGAAGGCAAAAGAGUAAUGAAGAUGCGCAUAUGCAUAAGACCACUUUGCAACAGAUAAGAACUGUGACAGACCAAGUGAAGCAAAAUGAAGAAAAUCCUGUGCCUCCGCAGCCAGCGGGGAGGACAGAGGUGUCGUGGCCAUCAGAAGCCAUGACAUGGAGCCCUGCUCCUGUGUUGGCGGGACCCCUGGAGCCCUCCUUUCACUCGGGAAUCCUGAGGACACUCUCCCAGCGGGACGUUCGCGCCCAGAUCUUCCUGUGGACCUUUGUCCACUGGUCUGACACCAUAGAAAUGGUGCGCGUGGCCGGCCACGCCGCCGUGUACAAGUCACGCUGGCUAUACCCGCUCUACAUAUUCAGUUAUAUUUCUCUCCUUCGAAUUGUAUUCACUCCCCAGAACCCUCUUCUGGGUUUCCUGGGCGUCCUGCUUCAGGAUCUACCCUUUAUUUUUGUUCGACUUAGUUUAAUCAUUGUCCUGGGCACCAUCACACCCGUAUUGGGCCUUUUUAAAAACAUACUAGUGACUCUUUCUUAUGUUUACUUCAAUUACUUAACCAAAUUCAGGGUUUUCUCUAUCUUUGAAACAUCUUCAUUUUAAAAGAAAAAUGUAAGACAGU
This is a messenger RNA of Diceros bicornis minor, 1266 nucleotides long. It is a transcript of the gene TMEM236, whose product is annotated as transmembrane protein 236. The record is from RefSeq and is a predicted model, not a curated record. The coding region runs from base 192 to 1247 and encodes 351 amino acids. The transcript has 4 exons. Lineage: Eukaryota; Metazoa; Chordata; Mammalia; Perissodactyla; Rhinocerotidae.